CUGACUUCACGAGCAUGGGGCUUGGGCCUCCGAAGUCCGAGCCGCAACCCCCCCCCCCCCCUCCUCCCUCGGGACCCUCCACUCCAAGAUAGGAUUUUUUCCCACCAUCUCGUCAAGAGCAAGCAGCGUGCGAGGCAGGGAGGGGGAAGAGAAGUGCGUCCACCAUGGCGUUGACCAAGGUGCAGAGGAUUAUGACCCAGCCCAUCAACCUUAUCUUCCGCUUCCUCCAGAGUAAAGCGCGCAUCCAGAUCUGGCUCUUCGAGCAGAAGGACCUGAGGAUUGAAGGCAGGAUCAUCAUGUGGGAUUCUAUGAUUGCGAAAGUGAGGAAAGAGAUAUAUAAAUGGGAAAGGAAGCAACCUGAUGAGGAGUCGAACUUGUACUUGGUUAUUCAUAAAAUAUUGGUUGAUAGAUGAACAAGAUACUAUAGCAAACAGUGGUUGGAUGGAGGUGUUGGCCCUACACCUCCACACAAGGACAAAGAGGUAUAAAAAAUGAGGAUGACAUGCUUCAAGAAGUACUUUCGCAUACUAACAGAAUUGUCUCAAGUGAAAGAAGAAUACGCAAGGUUCUCUUGUUGUUCCGAAGAAUUCAAGAUCCUGACUCUCUCUAUGAUAGAUGGUUUGUUUCUUCUAUGAUUUGGUGGACAAAUCAUGGAUAAUCUGUUCCUUUAUUGAUGAAUUUGGCCAUCAAAUUGGUUAGCCAACCAGCCUCAUCUUCAUGCUGUGAGAGAAAUUAGAGUACAUAUAGCUUCAUCCACAGUGUCAAAAGAAAUGUCCUAACUCCAGAGCGUGCUGAAGAUUUGGUUUAUGUGCACUCAAAUCUGAGACAUCUCAAGAAGGACUAAUGAUUACAAGAAAGGGGAAUCAAGGAUAUGGGACGUGGGAGGAGAUUCUUCUAAGUGGUUUAAGGAUUCUUGAAGUGGCUACCUUCCCUUGAUGAGCCUGAAUUGCGAGCCGUAUCUUUUGGAGAUGUGGAGGUUCAUAUUUAGGAGAAUAAAGCUGAAGCAAAUCCUGAAGAAGCCUAGUUGGAUAAACUUGCAAGCUGCAGCUACUGCCUGCUGCACUAUCCUAGCUAUUAUGUCCUUUAGAAGUUCCUAAAUUUGAGACUGUUGUGUUAUGUAAUAGAACUUAAGUAAAGCCUGCUAUCUGCAAUGUUGAACUUCUAUGUUUUAUUGUGUGAACUACUUAACUUUCCAAUUUGAGACUCACGAGAUGUGUUUCUUUUAUGUUAUUAUGUGU
Messenger RNA from Phragmites australis (common reed), 1238 nucleotides. RefSeq lists its product as uncharacterized. The transcript has 4 exons. Gene Ontology annotation, cellular component: U4 snRNP; U5 snRNP; U1 snRNP. Lineage: Eukaryota; Viridiplantae; Streptophyta; Magnoliopsida; Poales; Poaceae. Gene Ontology annotation, biological process: mRNA splicing, via spliceosome; spliceosomal snRNP assembly. The record is from RefSeq and is a predicted model, not a curated record. Bases 165 to 413 code for a protein of 82 amino acids.